Molecule: messenger RNA, 13293 nt
Organism: Cladocopium goreaui
Lineage: Eukaryota; Dinophyceae; Suessiales; Symbiodiniaceae
Source: the annotation of a GenBank genome assembly
AUGGCAGCCUUGGGGCUGGAUCAAGUCUUGAAUUUGGCCCAGCAGUAUGGCGCCAGAGAUGCGUUGGAGCCAAGAGCACCAGCCGUAGCAGUCGCCAGGGGGGGGGGUCGCAGACCAGGUGGUGGAGGCCUGGGGCGGCACAACCGAGCCCGAGGUGCGGAGGCUAGACAAAGAGGGGCUCGCUGGGCAAGGAAGCAGAAACAACUUGUUUUGCAGAGCAAGUGCUUCAACAAGACCGGCCAUGCCCGAACAGCAGAUCAUCGGCUACCAAGCCAACAAGACUUGAGUCGGCAGAGUGUGGCAGGCAAAGGGAAAUGGAAGACUUGGACUCCAGAAGCGAUCUUGCGCGCAGGCUUUGGGCAGGAAACUGCAACUUAUAGGCAGAUAGCAAACGAAGUGGAGGGUGCUUCCUGCAGUCAGGCAAGGGCCGCUAGAUUUGCGUGCGCUGCCGCAGUGUGCAAGUCUCAGGCAGAGAGCUGUGAGAAAGUGGUGGCAGAGGCUUCAGAGGAACCCCUCAGAUUCUUCAUUCAAAAUUUGAUGUUUGACGAGUCAACCUUUGACCUGAGAGUCGGCAAGGAUGCCGCCAACAGUUGCUCUGUUCUGUGCUCGCACUCUCAAUGGACAAUGGGCUUUGCCCCCUCUUUGGAAAGUGCCAGGGACGCCGUCCGGGAUGAGCACAUCGUGCGGUCUCCGCAAGUCUUGGCCCCGAUGAAUUCUGCAACUAUGUGGAAGACUUUAUCCUGUCAUCCAGGGAGUAUUGGAGCUUGCGAAGUGGCCGCUGACCAUGUGUGCACCCUUACCACAUGCGAUUCUCAUGCGGCGAACUUAAAAAUGUUGAAGCAUUUGGACACAGUCCUCCCAUCAGACCACUACUUCCUUCCAAUGUUGUGCACUCAGCACCGGAACGGAAACGUUCUGGAGCAGUUGACUCAUUUGCUCGGAAAUCUGGGCGGCUGUUUUUGCGUUUCCCGAGUUUUGAAUUCGAGGCACGCAGUGCAAGCGCUCCGCAAGAGAACGGCCGCAGGCCUGGAACAGCAUCUGGCGGUGCUCCAGGCUGAGCCUGCAGGUGUUCAAACUGAAUGGGAGGAAGCGCGGUCGCUGACCAGGAGUUUCCUGAAGCUGGCGGCCAUGUUCGAAGCCAGUUCGAAAGAGGCGAAGGAGUCCGAGGUGGAGAUUGCAGAGCCUGCUGCUGAUGAACUUCCACCUGGUUAUUCUCGCCUCUUGGGCUUCUUCAAUGGCCCUUGGACAGGACCAGAGUGGGGGGUUGUCAGCGCUGUUGGUUUCUGUCAGUUUGCGCAGCUUGGGUCGUUCAAGUCAGUCGCUACUUUCUGUUGCUACGCUUUGGCGAUGGCGGACCGUGCUGCGGAAGUUCCAGCUGAGACCAAAGAGGCCGAGGGCAAGAUGGAUGUGGAUCAGCCGGUGUGCGAAGAGCCCAAUAAAGGGCCGCAGGCCGAGCCAGAGAAGCCCGUUGAAGGGGCAGCUGCUGUGGCCGAAGGGCCGCCGGCCAAGCCUGCCGAAGGGCCGCCGGCCAAGCCUGCCACACCGGCCGGGCCAAAGGGCAAGCCUGUGGUGGGGCCAAGCGGGUUGCUCUACAAGUCGCCGCCAUACAAGUCUCCGCCUGCAGGGCCAAGCGGGUUCCCUGCGAAGGCAAUGCCAGGCGGCCCGCCGGUUGGCUUGCUGACAAGGGCUGUCAGGCGUGAGCAGAACACGGUCUUUGCGGACUGGGCGCGUUCGCUGGCUCCUGUGGACGCCCGCAGGGCUGUGUUGAAGAGGGUGGACAGCUUGGCAACUACGAGUACUGAUGCCCAGGUGCAGCAGUUGGCAGCUGUGUUGGUGUGCGACGCCUACGGAGGUUCAGCUUCUACGGAAAUGAUCUUCAGAGCCCGCGAGGCCUACAAUCGCAGGCAUCCUAUGCACCUGGUGCUCACUACGGCUGGUGGCGGUGAGUUGUGGGUGGGUUCCAUCCAAGCCGCUGGAGAUGUGGAUUUCUUGCGCAAGAAUGGCAUUUCAGCUCUGGUUGCUUGCGCUUCGAAUGUUCCAGUGGCCCGGUCCGCUGGGCUGAAGCACCUGGGCACGUAUGAUGGAACGGGGGCAGUCACUGGAGAUGUCAAAUGGUUCAGGCUGCUUGCUUUGAUGGAUAUGGUGGGCCAGGAGCUCAGGGCCGCUGGCCGGGUGCUGUUCAGCUGCAGAAAUGGAGCGCACAGAUCAGCAACCAUGGUUGCUUUGGUCCUUUGCUUCCUGACAGGGGAGCCUCCUGCUGUCGUCAUGGCCCAUGUUGCCAGGAUCAGGGAGAUGUGUGACUUUGACUCCCUGCACCCAGACCGCAGGAACUUCAACAGGCCCAUCGUGACCCCGGCACAAUGGCUUGAGACAAAGGAGAAGGAUUUGCGUGCAGCCCAUGAUGCUUUAGAGCCAGGUGAGAAGUGCAUGCUCAACAUGGUGAUGACCCCUGACGAGUUCGAGCGCUUCGCGCUGGCGAAUGGAGCCAGUAUUCCGGAUGUGGGUGCCCGGCCAAAGUCUAGAGUUGCGCCGCAGCGGGCGCAGCCCUGGCAGUUUGAGACCACCGAUGCAGAGACUUCGGACUUUUGCAAGAUCACUGGCCCAGAGGCUGUGAAGACCAGUGGUUCUGAGGGCCAAGAGAGCUGGAACAUGCUGACGGACCAAGGAGAAGGGAAGAGGCAGAAAAUGACCAGCUCAGAGUCUGACGCCGCUGGCGGUGCUUCAGCGCCGGCAAGCUUGGGCUCCAGACAGCCAGUGACUCCUCCGAAGGCCCCUGCUGUUGAGCCUUCUGGUUCUGUUGCUUCGGAGGCCGCCGGCCCUGCUCUUUCGGAGGCCGCCGGUCCUGCUCCUUCUCAGGCCGUUGGCCCAGUUGAGCCACAGCCUGCAGUUGAGAAGGAGUAUGCCUUGGCAGACUUGAGAUCUGUGGUGACUACGCUGGGUGCCUUGGAUGCGUGCUUGCAGCACUUUUCUUCGAAGGCUUCGACUCCAGAGUCGACUUUGGAACCCGGUGCGCCGCACGACGCUGUCCAAGGAGAGCAGCAGCCUGCUGGUGCUCAGCCAAUGCAGCAGGAGGAGGUGCCAGAUUGGGGCGGUGACGAAGCAGAAGAAGAGCAGGCUGCGAGCUGGGAUGAGCUUGGGCAAUCGGUGGGUCAGAUGACCAAGUCUUCGCCUGAGGAAAUCAAGCGCCUGAGUGAACUGCUGGAGUCCCACAAGAACCAGAUCGUGAGAAUCUUGGAGCAGCAGGAGGCCAGAGAGAAGGAGCAGCAUGCCGCUGGCAGUGUCUUCGAGGCCUGCAUGAGGCAAGAGUGGGAAACGGCUGCUAGCCUGGUGGAGCGCCUGCGUCCUGAGCAGCUGGAGCAGAUGCAGGACUAUGGUGGCCUCACUGUUCUUCACCAUGCUGUUCGGUCUGGCAGUGUUGAGUUUGUCUUGGCCAUCCUCCUCAAGUGCCCACAGUUGGCCAACAGGGUGACCUUUCCUCACCGCCAGCCAGGCAAUUGGACGCCGCUCAUGAUCCUCGCAAACCUCCCUCAUGAAGGAGAAGCGGAAGCAACCAUUGGAUAUAUGCUUUGUCAACACAUGGAUCUUGGCGCCCUGAACGUCAGAGGCACUUCGUGGUCCACUGCCACGCAUAUGGCGGUCUCCCGUGCGAAAUGGUCGCUGACCAAGUCAAUUCUGUAUCGCAUCGACGACUUGGGCGGCAAGGGUGCGGUCAUGGACCACACAGCGCAGGCCAACAACGCCGGCCGAGGGAUCGUGGACAUUGCUUUGUCUUGCAACUUGAGCAUGGCCAGAUACUUGCAGCAGUUCUGGGAAGCUCAGCCUCUUCACCCUGCGCCGCGCUCAAGCAGCUACAGGCCCUACCGACAUGAAGAGCAAAGUAAUGCUUCUGGCUAUGGCUCCUCGGCUGGUUUCCCACGAGAUCGGGCGGAAGCCGUGACGAAGGCCAAGAACCUCAUCGAGGAGCACGUCUUGAAGCCAAUGCCGUUGCCAGCAAUGAACAAAUGGACCAAAGUUGCACCAACCGUGGCCCAUAUUUCUUUACUUGGCUUAUUUCACAAUGGUUUUGUGGUGGAUGCCUUCAAGGCCGAGUAUGGAGAAUUGCAGGAUGAGUCUUCUGACCACAGCAACGAUGAGGACAAGAAGUUGGAAGUCCCAGUGAAUGAGGCCAGAAAGUGGCGACUCCUAGCGCGAAGGCGGAACAUGCGCGCAACGCAUUUCCUUUCAGACCCCCAAUCGCUGUGGAUCAACCUGCUGUGGUGCCAGUUGGCCGGUGGCAUCAUGAGGCUGCAUGGCAAGUUGUUCAAGAAUGCCACCUGGUUUUCCGACAGGCCCAAGAAAGAGCAAUCCAAGUCUGUGCAUUUGCUCGGCUCCCUGUGCUGCCCUGAGACCAACCCGGCCUGGACCAACCUGACAGAUUUGUUGAACAUCCUACAAGACCCUGCCAAGCGUUUGUCACUGUUGAUUUGGAGGUUUGGGCCGCUGGCCGGGUGGCCACAAGCAAGGAGAAGAAUUGUGAGAAAGAGCAUCAUGGUCAUGGCAGGCCAACUUGCGAGAAAAUUGAUUUUGCCAUGGCAGCAGUAUCCUUGGUGUUUAUGGCCGCUGGCCUUGAAAGACGCAAGCCAAGAAGACCACAGGUCAUGUGCUAAAGCUUUACUCAACAGUAAGCCUUGCUGUCUGGACAGCGGUUUUUCACAGCGGCUCAAGCGCAUACACCGCACAGAAGAAGAACUCUUGAACUCGCAGCUCCAAGUCUUUUUGCAAAAAGUUUUCGAACGUGUUGUGCCAACAUCAACUUUCAUUGAGCGGCGGUUCGCCCAGUUUGCCCAUUGGAGCGACCAGCAGCCCAAGCUUGGCACUUUGGCAGCCAAGCACGUGACUAGUUUCUGCAAGGGCGCUGCCCAGGCUUGGAAACAAAACCACCCGCAGCACCAGAAGCGAAAUCAUUUGUCUCGUCCUGACUGGGUAGAACAAAAGCAAGGAAGCCGAACCACAGGAUACAAUGUAUUUAUGUCUGAGUUCAGGAAGAACUAUUCAGCGCAGCAAGUGGCUGGAGAUGAAGGGAGGCAAACCUUUGUUCAAGAGGCUAAAGCUGCUUGGAGAAGACUUUCUCCCGGAGAGAAAGCGCCUUACAGUUUCAAGGCGCGUGGGCUGAACAGUCUGCGCAGCAGAAGCUCCCAGAUGUCAGACAACGAGGCUGGCCCUGAAGGCCGAGAGACUGGCGGCUUGUGGAACACAUGCCUGCUGCAAGACAGAUGGCCGCUCCGAGUUGAUCUGUUGGAAGCUGCCAUGGGGGAAGGGAUUGUGGCUUUACGAAAGAUCUCAUCGGCUUGGGAAGAGGAGCAUGCAAUGCUGGUGGAGGCGGAAGAUGAUCUGCCAGAUGUGAGUGAUAACUUGUUUGCUGUGUGCCCGCAUGGUGGAUGUGAGGAGGAGCUGCAGGCAGCGCAGCGUCCAGUCUUUCGGGAAAUCCACGAUGACUUGGUCACUGCUGUCCGGGUGAUUGAGCCUUUGAAGCGGGACUUGUCUGCUCACCCUUUGGUUUUGGAAUGGCACUCAUUGUCAUUGCAGAAGAGAAGGUUUGCUGUGGUCGCUUUUCACAUCCGCAAGCCUCCUUGGGACAUGGUCCUUCUUGAGCUGGAGGAAGCCGGGGACUCCGAAGAGCUUCCUUUUUGCUUGGCAGUGCAGCUGGGCAGGCAAUCCAUUCAUUCUGACAUUGCAUUUUGCCAUGAGCUUGCCCGAGCCGCGUCUGACUGGGUCUUGUUUCGCUUGUCCAUUGGAGAUCUGACCGUGGACUAUGGCAUUUUCCAAGCCGCAGAGCGCAAGGAACUGAGCCGAUCCGAGUUGAGACAAGCUGCUGCUGAAAUGAAGCAAGUUAUGCUCGCAGCAAAAGCAGCCAAGCUUGCCCAAGGUUUGACCGCAAAUAAAAAAAGGAAAAGCAGAAACUCCAACAAACGAAAAAGCAAAGGCAAGCGGUCGCAGACCCUGGCUCCAGAUGUUUCGGACAUGGAGUGGAAUUCUGCCUCUGAAAGCGGGGGCUCCGCUUCUGACUUUGGGGCAGACACCAGCAGUGUUGCAGCGCCUGCUUCUUCGUCCGCUGGACCGGCUCGCAGGGGCUCAGCUUCAGACUUUGCGGCAGACACCAGCAGUGUUGCAGCGCCUGCUUCUUCGUCCGCUGGACCGGCUCGCUCUAAGCGUGUCAAGCAGUCUCGGUCCAUUCCCUGGGGUCCAUUCCAAAUCGCGCCGAUUGUUCCGGCCGCUGGCCACAGUGGUUGGGGAGCCAUCUGCGGACAGCAUUGCGACCGAGGAAACAGUUUGUCUUGCAAGAAAGCUAUGAACCGUGGGUCGCUGACCGAUGCGGAAUGCGUCUUGCGUUUGAAGAGGUGGCUCUUGGCAGGCCAUUCAGACCAGAACUGGCCAGUUCACAGGCGACGGUCGCACCAUGUAGAGCUGGGUGGCAAAGGUCUGCAAGAUUUCGCGCAGGGAAUGUCUGAGGAAGCUAUGGAUGCUUUGGAGCUGGAGCGCAAAGCAGAGCCGGACGCUGGUCCCUGUGAAAAAGUGCGCUGGCUGCAGGGUUUUGAACCUUGGACUGCCUGCUUGGUGUCAGCGCUGGCGGUGUUUUGCUCUGCUGUGGAUGACCUACUCUCCCAAGCAGCUUCCAGUGUUGGGCCCGUGGUGCUGGCUACUUUGGAUGUGUGUUUUACCCUGAGUAAGGCUUGUGUGUGCUGCCUUUGCAAUGCCAAAAGCACUGACCCUUCUCCCUUGGUGGGAGGAGAGGAAGAUGACCAGUAUGGAGGCCGCCGGCCCUGGAACAAGUACCGUAAAGUGCGCCACCCUGGGUCGGACGAGCAGGUCAAAGUCCCAGAAGGGAAACUGUGCAUGAUUUGCUUCAGCACCUUCAGAGCGCUGGGUCUGAACUACAAGUAUCCAUCGUAUGGUGCGUACUACAAAGAGAUCGUCAAUGACAACAGCAAGCAUACCAGCUUCAUAAACUCUAUGAAAGAAUGGAUUAAGCAAAGAAAUGAGGAUCCCACUGGGCGAAUGGACAGGGAAGCAGUGAAGAAGGCCCACACCACUCUGCACAGUGAGACCAAGACUGGUGUCAAACUCAAGGGUCCCAAGAGGGAGUUCGUACUCCUGGAACAUUGGGACCCCAAGCUGGACGGUGAGCUGGACGAAGCACACAUAGUGGAAGAAACUUGGCAAGGGAAGAAGGUGAAAGGAAUCUGGAGGGCCAAAGGACGUGCCGGUGUGCUGGAAGCUUCCGGGUAUGAAGACACCAGUUUGGCUGAGCGCACUGAGGAGCACAGUGGAUCCGGCCCUUUCGCUGAGCAAGCUUUAGUGACCCAAAAAACUGCGUUGCAGAAGGUGUUUGCGGAUGCCGGCGAAGAGAGGCAAAAGCACACAGUGGCCGCAGGCCCUGCAUCACAGGCAGGCGAUGUUCUGGCAACUUUGCAGAAAAUGCUGCCAAACUUGAAACUUGCUGGUGGUGGGCAAGCCCUGAGCGCAGACCCAGAAGCAGAUGAGGCUAGCCCUUCUGCACUUGUUGACUUGCACAAGGACGAGGACGAAGAUGAAGCAGAAGAAGAGGAGGAGGUUUGCCCAGCAGCUCGCCUAGCUGCAACGGUUGGAGGGCCCAAGGCCGCCAAAGCUAAACCGAAGGCAAACCCAAAGGCAACUGCAAAAGCAGCUUCCAGGCCCAGUGUGACAGCUACGCCCAAAGCAGCAGAGGGCCGCAGGCCGGGAGAACAGAGCAACAGUAGUGCUCGCCCAAAAGCAGCUGCCGCCAAGGCCACAGAGGAACCGCAGAAGCGGGUGGCCGCUACUGAGACCCUCCAGCUCGACGGUCGCGGAAAGCGAUUGAAAGAAAACCUCGCAGAGAUGUGCCAGAAGUUGGAGGACACACUGGAGGCAAAUCACUUGGAAGUCAACUACAGCUUGCAGCACGCUGAUGCAAAGUUGGUGUAUUCAAAGAAAACAAAGGCUUUGAAUUCCUUACUGAAUACUGCAACUAAGCAGAUCAAGAAGAUUGAGGACAGCGUCAACAAGCACGGCUUGGUUGAAGAGCUGGAGCGGUUCCAAAGCCUUCAGGAUGUCAUCCAGAAGCUCUUGGACUUGUUCACCAGGCUGAACAUAGCCAGCCCAGUUGCCGAUGAACUGGCAGAAGCAGUCGAGGCAUGUAAAUCCUCGCCCUUUAACAUCGUGCUUGGCCCAGAGGUGUGGCAGAAGUUGCUCAGCACAAAGUGCUCCCAGUGCUGUUUGUACCAAGACUUCAGUGCUUACUGCAAGCUGUUCCGUUCGUCUGAGGAUGAGGUGAAGGAGCUGCGAAUCCGGAUGUCUCAGCAAGACUUGGCUCAGCUUGUCGACCUGGAAGUGGAGCAAGCGCUGGCCAACAUGCUCCGCAACUUUCCUUCUCAGGAUGUUCAGAAAAAGGAAAGCGACUAUCGCUGUCAAGUGGUUACUUUUUGCGAGGCCAUUGUGGCAGAGCAAGGCCACCCGGAUUCUGAGCUUUCAGGCCCAUGUGCGAAGGUUGCAAGUAUGGUGGUAGACCUGAUGUCUCUUGGAGACGUUGUUGCUUUGCAGCGUGGCGCAGAGAAGUUGAAGGAGCUAGGGGCAGAUGAGCGCCCGGGAUCUGUUGUUGCUUUCUUCACCAAACACAAAGUAGGACAGAGCUUGACCCAGGCUUCAGCCGAAGUCAUGGUGGAGGGCGCUGCCCGUGUGAAUGUGGAGCAAGCUUUGCAAGAGGCUUCUGCUGCUUUGCAAGUUGUCAAGGAGAAGAGUGUCGCUGGAGAAGAAGAACUGUCCGGCGUUGUCGCGGUCUUUUUUGAGAAGAAGCGGCUCGUUCAGAAGGAGAUUGUUGACAUGAAGAAGCAAGGCACGCACAUGCAGAAAGCAACCACGAGGGCCACGCAAGAGCUGGAGAACAUCAGCCAAGAGAUGUGGUCUUGGUUGAAGUCUGCCCUGAGGCUUGAAUUGUUGAACACUUUGUGCGGCAUGCUUGAGAACAGUUCAGCUUUGCUUGCGCCUGCUGGAGGCUCUUCACCAGGGCAGUUUUCCAUUCAAGAUGUUGAAGACGUGCUGCGCAAUGAUGAGAUUUUGAAACAUACCUUGUGGAACAGCCUGAGUGAAGAAAUGAAGAAGGAAAAAAGGAUCCUGAAGCUGUUUGAUUUCUACGGCACGCUCGCUGAGCAGGCAGUCACCCUUGUGAAGUUUGCUUUGUCCCAGAAAAGCGAGACCCGCUUUGUUUUCCAAGGCGCCGCCUUGCCUGCUAAGCCUUUGCCAGAGAUGCUUCGGAAACUCCAAGGCUUGCCCGAGCAAUUGCAGAACCUUGGCGGUGGGGAAAACCAAGUCGAUGACUCACAAUGUGCUGCGUUGCUUGCAGCUGUGGAUGCAGAACUCGCUCAGCAGAAAAAUGCUGGCUUUGUCAGCUUGGGCCAGUUGAUCCGAGACUUCCUGGACCAAAAGCCCGAGGCUUCAAAGGCUAAGUUGGAGGAAGUGAAGCUCAUGUUUCCGCAGCAAAGUGAAGCGAGACAGGUCUUGGCUGCUUGGCUGGGUCGUCCUGAAGGGCCAGAGCAAUUGGUGCCACGCCUCAAUGCCUUGCAGAACUUGGAGUUUGCGCGCUCAAAGACAGAGCUCUCAUCAACGCACUUGUUGGAGACUUGUUGCUUGGAAGGACAUCAGCCUUGGCAAGAUUGGUGUAGCCAGCAGCGCGCCCGACUCUUCCAGGCCUUGAUGGGACAUGGGGAUGCUCGCGCGAAAGCGUUGGAGCAGAAGAUUGUAGAAGUCAUGGCUCAGUUGUCUGGCGUUCCUCCUUCGAGUAAGGAAGGAGCUUUCCGCACAGCCGUGCAGGAACGCAUGUCCUCCUUGAGCACGUCGUCAACGGUGUUGAAGAAGAAGGCAGAUGAACUGCAGUGUGUGAUUGAAUGCUUGUCUACUGCAGAGUCUGGUGACGCAUCAGAGGCCGCUGGCCGAUUGAAGAACAGCAUGAUGGAAGGCAAGGCGCUCCACCAGUGCAUUGUUGCAACAUUAUGCUACUUUGCGGCCCUCACACUGUUUCGUAGCUCUGCAUUGAGCAGCCAGGCCAAAAAGGGAGCCUCCGAUCUGAACACCCUCAUGCACACUUGCUUUGUGGAAUUGGAGACCGCGCAUCCCUGUUCUUGGUUGGAUGAGACAAGUAUGGAGGAAACCCUAUUGCAGAUGUCGCAAGCGGUCCAAAAAGUCUUCGAGCAGAUGAAGGCCCACCCUGCCCCUGUGGAUGUGACAGCCCGCUGGGCACAGGCCCAUGAGAAGCGUAAAGAGUUGCCAGAACUGUCCGAGUUUUUGCGCAUUAGGCCUGACAAGGGGCCUGCUGCUCCUGCAGUUCCGCAGGCCAGCGCUCAAGCAAGCCCCCCUGAAGUGCGCCGAGAAAGUGAAGGACAAGGAAAACUUGGCCCAAUGGCCACCAAAGCUUCAGCUUUGAAGCUGCGCACAGGCAAGGCCGUUCCGGGUCAAGAGAAGACAGAGGAGUCUGCCCAGGUGGAGGCUGCUGUAGCCCAGGCGGAAGCGGCUGUAGGCCAGGAUGUUCUCAAGGCUGCUGAGCCGGCGAAACCUGAGAUUGCUGUCCAGCCCAAGACCGCAGUUUCCGAGACAGAAGCUGCAGCUUCUCCUGCCUUGGCUGGUGCAGCGGUCAAACGACCAAAGCUUGGCCACAAGGAAGCGACAAAGAAGGACGAAAAGCCAGCGGCCGCGGGCCCAGCCGAUGGUUCUACAGGCCCAGCUGCCAGCGGCAGCGUUCCAAAGUCGACCAAGCUCACAGAAACUGAGCAGGCCCAGUGGAAGAGCUUCUGCGACAAAAUGGGCCCGGAUUGGCGCAAGCGUUUUGCUGCGCAUGCCGCUAAGAGAAUGCGAAAGAAAGAGAAGAAGGAAAAGAGCGCAAAAGAGAAGAAAGAGAAGAACCAGAAGAAAGACAAGGGCAAGAAGGAAAAAAAGGACAAGAAGGAGAAGAAGAACAAGAAAGAGAAGAGCAGAAAGGAAAAGAAUGAAGGCCGAAGUGGCAAGCGCAAUCGCGCUGUGGAGGAUGAUGAUGAAGAUGAUCUCUUCGGAGAUGGAACUGUUCGGUCUCAAGGUCCUGGGAAGACACCGGCGCCAAAGAAGCCAGCCCGCAAGGCAGAGGCGAAGACAAAGGCCAAGGCGAAAGCCAAAGCGCAGUCGAAGGCCAAGGCUGCGGCCAAGGCUGCGGCCAAGGCCACGGCCAAGGCCAACCCCAAGGAAGAGCAGCAGGCAAGGGCAAAGGAAAAGGCCGCCGCAGUGCCCAAGGCCAGCGCGGAGGCCCAGGCGACCGCUUCUGCUGUUGGUUUGGCCGCUGGGCGUUUGGUAGGCGCUCGUUGGCGCACUUCAGCCAUGCCGGGCGAGCGGCGCGUGCUGCGGGCGCGGCCCAGCUUGGACGCUGACGGAGUGAAAGAGUGCGAGCAGGAAGCCAAGACAAGGUGCAUUCCUGCAGAUGCAUUGGUGGAUGGCUCUUGGCUAUGGAACGUGUGCAGAGAGAACCUAGACCUUUGCAGGAGAAUGGCCCCUCACAGGCCGUGUUGGGGAAGUGCAACUCUGACCUGGGGAUCUUUGUGCUCUGGAUCAGAAGGCCCAGCCUGGGUCAUUGCUGCCUUGAACCAACUCUUUGAGCAGGAGAAGGCUGUUGACUUCAAACUUGAGCACGUGUUCUCUUGCGAGUUGUCAGCAGAGAAACGGAAAUGGAUCCACGCUUCCUCCAUGCUCGCUGAGCCUGCUUAUGCAAGACUGGCUGCAAGGGUGAGUGGCCAUGAUGACGAUGAACUGCCCGCGGUUGAUUGGGAAGAAGUGCUUCGGGCCGCAGAUGCCCCGUGCAUUUUUUGCAAUAUCACCGACAUGGGCGCUGCCCAGGCAGAGUGCUGGGAGCACGGUCCUGGAAAGUGCCAUGUGAGAAGCGUGGACCUACUGGUCGUUGGCACCAGUUGCAAAGACAUGUCUCGAGCCAAUCCCGGUAGUGUCAGACAAGAGGUGGUGCUCAACGCGACAGAGUCUCGAGGCGGCAGCGCCCAAACUUUCAAAGGGCUGCUGUCGUACUUGGAAAGACACCGGCCUUUGAUGAUUCUUUUCGAGAACGUCGACGCGAUGGAAGAUGUGAAGGCCGCUGGCCAGUCCAACAUGGACGUGUUCUGGAGCCAGAUGGCUGCCCACGGGUACGAGGGCCAGUCUGUCUUGACAGACAGCAGCGAGUUUGGUCUACCUGCCCGCCGGCGGCGGCUGUACGUCUUCCUGGUGCGAGUGCCAGGGAAUCCUUUGCUGUCGUUUCAGGACCGCAACGUUGAUUCUAUCUUCACUACUUUUGGUGGGCUGCUGUCUGGAUGUUUGCGGCAUGGACCUUGUGCAAGCGACAUUUUGCUCGAAGAUCACCACCCAGCAGUUCUGGAAGAGUUGCAGCUUCGAACCUGGCGCAGGGAAGAGCAAAAUCGAAGCGAGAAGCCCGCCCCAACAGGGGAUUGGCCAGAUCAGCAUAUGAAGCUGGCGCAAGCUUUGCGCUUGAGAUGGGGCCAGGGGGCGCCGCCCGAGCUUGCUUCCAACCCUUGGUUUCAAACGUUGACGGCCAGAGAGCAGGAUGCGCUUCCACUCCUGCAAGCCCAGAUGCCUGCAGAAAAGAGCAUGAUGCGAGAUUUGUCUCAGAGCAUUGUCCGAGCAAAUGCCAACACUUGGAAAACUGAUGCCCAGAAGCAUUUGGCACCCACCAUGCUUCCCAAGAUGAAUGUGUGGAUUGAGCCCGUGGGGCAUCAUGUGAAGAAAGCUCGAAUGUUGCUUGGCCGCGAGGCCCUGCUGUAUCAAGGCUUUCCGGUUCUGUUGUUCUUGGAGACAUUGCAAAAGAUGCAGCAGGACAUUGAGGCCGCUGGCCGGGCCAAGCCGAUUAUCGGCGAUGAGCUUCUGAGGAAUACUGGCGGCAAUAAGCGGCCAAAAUGGAGCAGUGACAAGCCAGAGCCUCGGGGCAGAGACCUGUUGGUUAGCUGGAAGCCGACCGAAGCGUUGAUGCAAGAUUUGGCUGGCAAUGCCAUGGCUCUGCCAGUGGUGAUGACGAUGCUGCAGUGUGCUUUUGCGUCUGUCAGUUGGCGCCCCAAGGACCUUGUCGGAACCGCGGCCGCAGCGCCAGUCUCGACCCAAGAGGAUGUUGCAGCUGCGCUGGCCGCAGUCCAGGGCCUCCGCUCAGAAGAUUCGGUCGCCGACCCGGUGUCAAAACCCGCUGCCGUGAGUGCUGGAGUAGCAGUCUUGAAGCGCAAACUCAGAGAGCGCAAGUCGCAAUGA